Molecule: messenger RNA, 1110 nt
Organism: Astrephomene gubernaculifera
Lineage: Eukaryota; Viridiplantae; Chlorophyta; Chlorophyceae; Chlamydomonadales; Astrephomenaceae
Source: the annotation of a GenBank genome assembly
GUUUGCAAGGAUUUUUUCUCACUUGGACCUGCAAAACAGAUCACAACAUGCUAAUAGGUUUGCUCUUUGAAAACAACUAGUGUGGUAUGCGUCGCUUGGUCGAGGAGGCGCUUGGCUACCUCGUGUUGCCAUGGGAAUGGGCCUGGCGCACCGCCCUGGCGCCCCUGUCAGGCGCGCUGGAGCCCCUGGCUGGCAGGGCGGUCGGUCUCCGCCGCUGGCUGGGCGGCCUCCGCAGCGCCGGACACCACCACCUCCCGCUGCGACCCCCGCCUCCGCAGCAGCAGCACCAGCAGCAGCACCAGCAGCAGCACCAGCAGCAGCACAGCCACCACCACCACCACCACCAGCAGCUCCCGGACCCUGACCGUCAACAUCAGCUUGCAUUGAUCCCGCACCUGCGGGUUGGCGGUGCAGCAGCAGCAGCAACAACAAGGGGCUGUCACUCAGCUGCUGCUGCUGUGCCGCUGCUGGCGAGCAGCUGGGCUGCGGGCCGCGCGGGCCUGCAUGCUAGGGGCUGCCACUCGGGAACUGCUGCUGCGGGCGGAGGGUGCGUUGGUUCCGCCACUGCUGCGUCAUCCGCAUCCGCAUCUGGCCGUACGGCACCAGGAGCAGCACCAGAAAGAGAAACAGGGGCAGCAGCAGCAGAACCAGCAGCAGUAUCAGCGUCGCCCCGUCCGGAGGGUGCAGCGGCGGUGGCAGCGGCGGUGGCGGCGGUGGGGGGAGCCCCCAGCGUGACACCGGGCAGCGAAGCGGGGCAGCGAAGGAGCCGGAAGACCCUGUCCGAUCGCCCUCCCUCCCAACCACCGCAUCCAACUCAGAACGGCUCAAGGGUCUUGGAUGGUGCUGCUGUGGCUGAGGCUGAAGAUCCACGGGUCGGCUGGCGGCGCGUGGAGCCUGGGGGGUCGUCACAUGGCCGCAGCUGGGGGUGGCAUGACAGGAGCGACAGCCGCCGCGAUGACAGCAGCAGCAGUAGGGGUAGCCCCGCUCGUAGGAAGGGUGCGGGAAUGGCGGCGGAAGAUGUGGCGAUUGAGGAUGCGGGCCGUCUUCGUGGUCGUCAUUACCGCAGCAGCGGUGCAGACAAGCGCUGGGUUGAGGGCGAACAAGGUGGAG